Medicago truncatula (barrel medic) is the source of this 2264-nucleotide messenger RNA. Its product is annotated as L-type lectin-domain containing receptor kinase IV.1. The record is from RefSeq and is a predicted model, not a curated record. Gene Ontology annotation, biological process: protein phosphorylation. Bases 85 to 2151 code for a protein of 688 amino acids. The transcript has a single exon. Gene Ontology annotation, molecular function: carbohydrate binding; ATP binding; protein kinase activity. Lineage: Eukaryota; Viridiplantae; Streptophyta; Magnoliopsida; Fabales; Fabaceae.
UUCCACGUAAGCCACAUGAAAAAAUUCAAAAUAUGUACUUCAAACAAAUCAUAGAAACAAAACAAUAACAAUUGAAUAUAAACAAUGCAAGAAGCAUAUUGCAAAAUAUACCAAACAAUGUCUUCUAAGCUUCUAGCAUUGUUUUUUAUGUUUGUCACAUUGGUAGUAGCUAGUGAAGAUAACAAUAUUAGUUUCACAUAUAAUGGUUUCAAAUCAUCACAUUUAUAUCUUGAUGGUGUUGCUGAAUUAACCUCAAAUGGUUUACUAAGAUUAACCAAUGAUUCAAGACAACAAAAGGGUCAUGCUUUCUAUCCAAACCCUAUAGUUUUCAACAAUGGAAGUAGUAGUAAUGUAUCUUCUUUCUCUACUACUUUUGUUUUUGCCAUAAAAUCUGAGUUUCCUAAUCUUAGUGGCCAUGGAAUUGUUUUUGUUCUUUCUCCAACAAAAGGGUUACCAAAUUCACUACCAAGUCAAUACCUUGGUCUAUUCAAUGAAUCAAACAAUGGAAACAACAAUAACCAUGUUUUUGGUUUGGAGCUUGAUACUAUUAUGAAUACGGAGUUCGAUGAUAUCAAUGACAACCAUGUUGGAAUUGAUAUCAAUGGUUUGAAAUCAGAGAAAUCGGCUUCGGCAGGAUAUUAUGAUAUUGAUGGUAAUGAGUUCAAGAAUUUGAGCCUUUUUAGUGGCUUACCAAUGCAAAUUUGGUUGGAAUAUGAUGGAGUGAAGAAAAAGAUUGAUGUUACUUUAGCUCCAAUUAAUGUUGUUAAACCAAAACAACCUUUGUUAUCAUUGAACAAAGAUCUUUCUUCAAUUCUUAACACUAGUAUGUAUGUUGGAUUCUCAUCUUCAACAGGUUCAAUUCUAACUUCUCAUUAUAUUCUUGGUUGGAGUUUUAAGGUUAAUGGUCAAGCUCAAAAUCUUGUAAUCUCUGAACUUCCUAAGUUACCUACUUUAGAUGAAAAACAUGAUUCUAAGGCAAUUAUGAUUAUUGGUUUGCCUUUGAUUUCACUAUGUUUGAUUCUAAUGGUAGCUAUAGCAAUAUUUCAUUUCAUCAAAAGGAAGAAAAUGUUUUCUGAGCUUCAUGAAGAUUGGGAGAAAGACUAUGGAACUCAAAGAUUCAAGUACAAAGAUUUAUACUUUGCAACAAAGGGUUUCAAGGAGAAGGAGCUAUUAGGAACAGGUGGAUUUGGUAGAGUCUACAAAGGUGUGAUGCCGAUUUCAAAACUCGAGGUAGCCGUGAAGAGAGUUUCACAUGAAUCAAGACAAGGGAUGAAGGAAUUCGUCGCGGAAAUUGUUAGUAUAGGUCGUCUUCGUCAUAGAAAUCUCGUUCCACUUCUCGGCUACUGCAGGCGAAAAGGCGAGUUACUUCUUGUCUACGAUUACAUGCAGAAUGGAAGUUUAGACAAAUAUUUACACACCAAACAACAAAGAUUUACCUUAAAUUGGAGUCAAAGGUUUAGAAUCAUUAAAGGUGUUGCUUCUGGUUUGUUUUAUUUACAUGAAGAAUGGGAACAAGUUGUUAUUCAUAGAGACAUUAAAGCUAGUAAUGUUUUAUUAGAUGGUGAAAUGAAUGGUAGAUUAGGUGAUUUUGGUUUAUCAAGAUUAUAUGAUCAUGGAACUGAUCCUCAAACAACACAUGUUGUUGGAACACUUGGUUAUUUAGCACCAGAACAUACAAGAACAGGUAAAGCUACAACAAGUUCUGAUGUGUAUUCUUUUGGUGCAUUUUUACUUGAGGUAGUUUGUGGUAAAAGACCUAUUGAACAAGUAAGGGAAUGUGAGAGUGAGAGUAUAAUUUUGGUUGAUUAUGUUUAUGAUUGUUGGAAAAGAGGUGAGAUUAUUGAGGCUAAAGAUGUGAAUUUAGGUGUGGAUUAUGUGGUUGAAGAAGUUGAAUUGGUUUUGAAACUUGGUUUGUUAUGUUCACAUUGUGAGGCUUUGGCUAGACCAAGUAUGAGACAAGUUUUGAGGUAUUUGGAGAGGGAUUUGCAAUUACCUGAUUUGAGUUUUCUUAGUUUGUCUUCAAUGGGAUUAAGUUAUGGACAAUGUGAAAAUUUUCAAGAUUUUGGUAUGUCUUAUCCUUCUUCUUCUAUGGAUAGACCUUUCUCACAUACUUCUUCAAUUGCUGAAUCACUUCUCUCUGGUGGUCGUUGAGUUUAUAAGAGACUGGAAUAGAAAUGUUCUUAUAGGAAUAUUUUAUUGUAGUUGAUUUUGUAUUAUAUUUUAUUGAAAUAGAUUUGAAAAAUCAAAAAAUGUGUCUCAAAUUA